This is a messenger RNA of Nematostella vectensis (starlet sea anemone), 1575 nucleotides long. RefSeq names its product cilia- and flagella-associated protein 300. NCBI's taxonomy places the organism in Eukaryota, Metazoa, Cnidaria, Anthozoa, Actiniaria, Edwardsiidae. The record is from RefSeq and is a predicted model, not a curated record. Bases 15 to 797 code for a protein of 260 amino acids. The transcript has 9 exons.
CUCACAUUUAAAAAAUGGCGGAAGAGAAAGGAGCAAAAUUCACCUUUACACAUGUCCCUGGUAAAAAAUUCCAAGGAUUCGAAUCCGCAGAAGUACAAGAGCUCCUCUUGAAAUGGGGAAUGGAUAAACGGACAUGUAUACAGAUGUACACAUACGAACAGUACUUUCAGGCAUACGAGAAGGACGAAUUUGUCAAGGACUUCUUUGAAGACCAAAAUGUCUUAUCAACCCUUCAGGUUGUCUCAUCUACCAACACCUGGGGUUCUCUUGGGAUAAAAGGGGCUAAGUAUGAGGCUGAGCAAGUCCCCUGUACAAGCACAUCAAUGGACUUUUUUGAUAAGUUAUACAGUGAAGGAAUUGUGAGAGAAUCUGGUAAUAUUAGGAAGUGUUUUGAUGAAUAUUUUGAAGACUUUAUCAUAUCAGAUGAGCUAAGAAAGGUGCUUCUCCUUGAAGAUUCUGAAAACUAUGACAUUUUUAGUGAAGAGGAAAGGUCAGAGUUUCUUUUUAAGAUCUUAAAGCAUCUUUGCUUGGGUGGACAAGUGUGUCAAUACGAGGAUUCUGUUCAGCCCUAUAUGGAAACAGCACGAACACUAUACAAAGACUUGGUCAGUGUGUAUAAAGACCAGAAGACAAAGAAGCUACAAAUAGGGUCCAUUAUUUUGAAGAUAGCUAGCAUGAGUGAAGACAGCACCGUGCUCUACCCGUCAAAUGAUUCACAUGACCAGACUUUUGCCUACAUGUGUGUUGAUAUGGCAAAGAGACAUAUCUAUAUCUGGUACCAUUCCUGGAAAUCUUGAUUCCUAAGAGACACAAGUCUAUCUGGUACCAUUCCUGGAAAUCUUUAUUCCUAAGAGACACAAGUAUAUAUCUGGUACCAUUCCUGGAAAUCUUGAUUCCCUAAGAGACACAAGUAUAUCUGGUACCAUUCCUGGAAAUCCUGAUUCCCAAGAGUCCUCCAACCAUCAUAGUUUUAGGAUGUGAGGAGCGCUGGAAAGAAAGUACACUCAUGCGUAGAGCUUUCUGUGUCGCUUGUUUUUCUCUAGCAAAAAAAAAGGAAGAAAGGGUAACACUUCGCGACUGAAGAAAGAGAUAAUGACAGGGAGAGAUAAUGACUUAGUGUUUAAUGCAAUGGAAGUUUACCUUACAACAAUCUCGUAAGAUAGAUGGAUAUCAAUAACCGUCAGUUAUCAUUCGGUUUAUUGCACACACCAUGCAUGGAGUAAAAAAUACAGAAAAAAAAUUAAAAUGUAUAACUUCCCCGAGGAAAACGUUUGUGGUGCAUCCAUAAUGACUACUUUAAGCAUGAACUGUGUUCCUGUGGGUAAAAUAAUGUACCGUCAUAUAUAAAGAUGGCUUGCGGGACUUUCUUAGCGUUAGUUUUAUUUUUCUCAGCACUUUUAUUGGGGCUAUGGUGUGUAAUAUUACUACAACCUCUUGUUAGUUAAAUUCACAAAUAUUUUUAAAAAAUGUUGUUAAAUUUAUUGGUUAUAACAUUUUAUUCGCACACUUUAUAAAAGUGUGGUUGGUCUACCCUUUCUGCCAUGAAAAAGUCUUAGUAAAAACAAGUUUGGUAGA